Messenger RNA from Closterium sp. Naga37s-1, 2835 nucleotides. Lineage: Eukaryota; Viridiplantae; Streptophyta; Zygnematophyceae; Desmidiales; Closteriaceae. The record is from the annotation of a GenBank genome assembly.
AUGUUCUCCGCGUCUUCCGCUGAAGGGGAGGUGCUGCUUAGGUUCAUGCGCGAGCAAGCGGAGGCGACGAGCGAGCUGAAGAGCGAGAUGGAGUCCAUUCAGGAGCUGCACAGCCGCAUCCAGGAGUACGGGGAGUGGAACUCGCUGCAGGAGAUGGUGACGCAGGGCAAGCUGGUGGAGAAGCUGCAGGGCCACUGCCUCUGGGCCUACCACCUCGACUUCCUCGUGCAGCUGCUCAUCAUAGCAGCCUGUUACGUGCGCAAGAAGAUAUUUGCAGCGUUCGGGCACGGCAUGUGUCCGCCGCGCAUCCGGGAGGCGUGUGUGGGGGAGGCGGGGCUCGCGCUGCACUAUGCCAAUGUGGUGGUGCUGCUGGAGCGGAUCAUACAACAGCCGGAUGAAGUGCUGGGACCUACGAGAGACGAGUUGUACGAGAUGCUCCCGCGCAACAUCCAGUACCUGCUGCGAGUGCAGCUGCAGGACGCACUCAACUUCCAGGCGGACGGGCGCGUGGAGGCGAAUCUCAAGCGCGGGCUGCUGCUGCUGCCCACCAUGGCGCACAACACCAUCACCUGGCACUCGCUGCACACGCCGGGGGCUGCGCUAGACUCUUCAGAGACAGUGUUUCAAGUGCAGACCUUCUAUUUCGCGAAUGUGCAAGCCGUGAACGCCACAUUGGUGGACGUGCUCUUAGGUCUGUGCCACAUCUGCGGAGUGGAGUCGCCCAUUGGCUGUGUCUCCACGCAGGUGCCCGCCUCCCUCGACUACUCCCAGCUCGUGGCAGAGAAGGUGGCCGAGGCGGAGCGCCAGUUCCGCAAGGCGUGCGGCAUGGAUGAGCGAGACGAGGACUGCAGUACUGGUAGUGCUGGUGGCGGCGGUGGUGUGAAUGGCAGCAGUGACGGCACAGGCAGCCCAGCCUUCGUGACUCCCCCUGAGUCCCCUGCCAGUGCUGCUCCCCUGCCCUCUGCCAUCCCUGUGUCUCGCUCUGAAGGUGGGGGGACGGAGAGGAGGGGGGGUGAUGGGAGGAGGGGGACUGGGAGGGCAGGGGGCAGGGAGGGGGAGGAGCAGAGUCGGAGCAUGGAGGAAAGGGGUGGGGAGAAUGGGGGAAGCGGGGAGGGGUUGGGUGAAGCGGAGCAGGGUGGAAGGAGCAGGGCAGGAGGCAGUAGGGCUAAGAAGAGCAGUCAGGGCGAGGGCUCCAGCAGCAGCGGUGGUGGUAGAGUGAGAAGUAGGAGCAAGCAGAAGCAGGAGGAGAACGAGGUUCCACGAGCUCACACCGCGCCUGUUGCUGAAACGACAGCGGCGGCUGGUGGCGAUGGUGGUGGCAACAAAACCAGCAGCACCGGUGGCACCAGCAGCAGGAGCCCUGCUGACUCUCCUUCGAGAGUCCCCAGCAGGCCCUCCUCUGGCCGGCCCACAAGGUCCAGACCCAGUAGUAGCCGGUUUAAAGGGGCAGAUGCACCUACCGCUGCAGGCACUGUUGCAGGCACUGCUGCUACCGGUGCUGGUCCUUGUGAUUCUUCCUCGUCUUCCCCGUCUCGUCUCCCCACGCCUCCUCCUCCCGCCACCUACUCUCGCCCGCGCAUCCCGUCCUCUCGAUCCGACAACUCCUUUCUGCAGCAGCAGGGAGGCGGAGGGCGGAGAGACAAGGAGAGCAUGAGAAGCAGCGGCGGCGGUGGGGUGUGUAAGAGCCAGAGCUGCAGCCCUCAGGCGGACAGGCUCGUGGUAGCUUCCUGUGCUUCCUCCUCCCCUGGUCGCCCCUCCCCUGGCCGACUCUCUCCAAGUGACGCCUCCCCCAGUCGAUUCUCCCCUGGUCGCUCCUCCCCCGGGCAAGCCUCUGGGUGCUUCUCCCCUCAGGGCCUCCCGUUCCUCUCCCCUGCUGGUACCCCCUCCCCUGCUGACUCCCCCCGCUCGUCCCGACUGGGGCGGGGGGAGGCAAGGGGGGACGUGGGGGGAGAAUUGGGGGAAAGAGAGGCCAGUGGGGAGGGGCGGGGAGCAAGAGAGGCGACUGGGGGUGGGCUGGGAGAAGGAGAGCAGGAGAGGGAGACACAGGGGCAGGCAUGGUUAGAGGCGACCACAGGGGCAGGCAGGCAGAGACGAGGCUGGGGGUCGCAGCGAUGGGGCUUUGGCAAGUCUAGAUCCAUGCGAGUGACCACGGCUCCCCCCACCACGCCCCCUCGCCCCUCCACCCCUCCCCCCAGCAGCUUCUCUUCAGAUUCCAUGCUUGCUGCUGGUGUCACGGAUUGGGAUUCCCAGAGCCCAGCUGCUGCUGCUGCUGCUGCUCGGGUUGACGGGAGCCUGUCACUUGAUCAUUCCCUCUCCUCCUCCAUGCUCUCCCCCUCGCUGCUGGAAACCAGGCGCCUGCGCAAGGCCAUGCAGGGAGGGGCGAUAGUGGGGUGUUUCACCGGGGGCGGGGCUGCAGCAGCUAUGGACAGUGAGUCAGAGGCGGAAGGGGGGAGGAGGGGAGGGGGAGGUGGGGGAGGGGGAGGUGGGGGAGGGGGAGGCUCUAGGCCGGGUACGGCUGGAGGCAGGUCUGGGAGGGAGAAGGGGGAGAGAUCAAAAGGGGAGAGAUCGAAGGGGGAGAGGGUGAGUGGGAAAGCAGGAGGGGAAUUUGGUGGUUCGGGGCGACGAUCUAAGCUACUUGGGGGAAGCAGCAGGGAGAAUGUCAAGGGAAGUGGGGAUGGGAGCGGGAGACGGUGUGGGGGUGGUGGCAGUGGUGAGGGAGCGACUAGUAGCAGCAGCACUCCGAGAAAGACCAAGCAUUUCUACUCGCAGCCGAUGCCGCCGCGUGCGCAGUGGAAUGAACAGGUUGCAGUCACGGAGGCUGAGGGGACAGCAUAG